Messenger RNA from Eublepharis macularius, 4123 nucleotides. RefSeq names its product cofilin-1-like. NCBI's taxonomy places the organism in Eukaryota, Metazoa, Chordata, Lepidosauria, Squamata, Eublepharidae. Bases 149 to 649 code for a protein of 166 amino acids. Gene Ontology annotation, biological process: cell motility; actin filament fragmentation; actin filament severing. Gene Ontology annotation, cellular component: cytoplasm; actin cortical patch; actin cytoskeleton. The transcript has 6 exons. The record is from RefSeq and is a predicted model, not a curated record. Gene Ontology annotation, molecular function: actin filament binding.
CUAAGUUGAAAUUUGGUAUAUUCGGUAGAACAAAGGAGAUUCUUGGUGAGCCACAUGAAAAGGAGAAAUUCAGCAGGUGAAGUUGUUUCCAUCCCUUCAGGCACACACAGCCGAAGCAGAGGCUGAGGAACAUAGCCCCCACAGCAUCAUGGCGGGUGCUGCUAUGACCGUCUCGGAUGAAGUCAUCAGAGCCUAUGAGGACAUGAAGGUGCGUGAAGGAGCCACUCCAGAAGAGGCCCAGCAGCGCAAGAAAGCAGUGCUAUUUCGUGUAAACAAGGACAACAGCCAGGUGAUUGUGGAUGAGGGCAAGGUCAUCUUAGUAGGGACAGCCGGCGAUGACCCCUACCAACGCUUCAUCGAUCUACUUCCAGACGGCGAGUGUCGCUUUGCAGUCUACUGUGCUUCCGUCACCACCGCUGAUGUGGGGGACAAGGAGGGCAAUGUCUUCAUCACCUGGACUCCCAAGAACGCCCCUAUCAAGAGCCAGUUAUUAUACUCUACUAUCAAGCAUGUGGUUCGGAGGGAACUUGUAGAGAUUAAAGCUGAAAUGGAAGCAACCUCACGCGAGGAGCUGGAAGAUCGCCACAAGCUGGCAAAGAAGCUGGAGAGCCUAAGCACCAUCAUCAAGCUGGAGGGCAAAAACUUGUGAGGCCUCAGCAACGACAUUUCUGGUGCUUUUGUGUUAAGGGGCAGGGUGAUGUGGUGGCCCUGUGGUUAUUUCUCUUUGCUUUCUUAUCUUCAGUCUCUGCUUCCCUGCCCUGUACUACUCUCACAUAUAAGCAGCCCUCUCUUACCUUGCCACUGCUGCAGACAGUUGCCAAAGCAGAUAGCAUUUCACUUUUCAGUUCAGCCUCUUGACUGAACCAUUCCCCAGAACUUGCCUUGUUCUUUGGCCCUUCCAAUCCAGUGAUGGAAAUUUUCCUGGUGAAAGCCUUUAUCCAAAGGUCUUGCAGUCUUAACAGUGAAAUCUUAAGCAGAGUUACUCCAAUCUAAGCCCACUGAAAUCAGUGGGCUUAGACUGGAGUAACUCUUCUGAGGAUUUCACUGUAAUUCUCUCAUGUAAUUCCCCACCCCACAUCCCCGUUCGCUGUUUGGGUGUGUUGGGGAACACAUACUGAAGGGCACCUACGUUCUCAGUCUCACCUCUCCCCCCGCCAGGUUCAAUCUGUCAUAGCAUAAACCCCUGAGAAUGAUUGAAAACCCCUACCUAUUACCUCUCCCACCUCUUUUCGCUGCUGGUAUGGUUUCCGGUUCAGGUCUCACACAGUACAUAAGCUGUAACAUUCUGGAGAUAAGUGGGACCCAGUCUCUGGCAGAGCAUAUAUUUUAAAAAUAGCCCCUAUUUUUGCAUCCCUCCUUUGUCUAAAAGUUUUUGUUAGGUUUUAGUGAGUUUUUAUUUUUAAUAAUUGGACUCUUUUGAAAGCAGCACACAAUUUUGGAAAAUAAAAAGGCAUGUUUGUCUUCAGAUACAGUAGUAGAAAGACAGUUAAAACACUUUCCUCAGAUUUGGGGGUUGUAUCCCUAUUUUUUUUAAAUCCUAAUCUCCUUCCCCCAAAUUAAUAUAAAUCUCCUCACAAUUCACAUGGGAUACCCCAACUUCAGCUAAUUGAAUGGGGGAAACUCUUUCCCACGUGAAAUUGAAUGAAAACCUGUUGACAAUCUAUAGUGUUAUGGAACAUGGGCCGUCGUCACACGGGCAUCUCUUCCGUUAAAUUUACAGCAUAUAGCGUCCUACCUGUUAUCGUCACAGUAACGUUUCUUUGGGUCACCUAACGGCUCUUCGCGCCACCAGCUGUCCACACCGAAGCACUCUGUUCUGUUCUCUCUAACCGCACAGAAGCAGCUCCUCCCCCGCUUUUUUUUAUUAUUCUGGCGUUUAAUUCCGCUAUAACGGAUUAACAGCAUAUAAACAUUACGACCCUUUUGUUUUUCCAACUUUGAAAUUAUAUAAAUAGCCCUUUGCCCGCAGAAAACUCCCUGUCUGGCGUGAUCCCCAUCGCUGACGACUCUGCCAUGGCAAUUGAGUCACUUUUACUUCAGCAGAAAGUUUUCAUUGUGUUAUGUCGUUAUGGCGUUAUAAGGACAUAAUAAAAUAAAAAAAGGGGAGUCGCAGGAAGAAAUGGAUUCUGGGAUUGAAGGGAGGGCAUAGGACGUUGCGAGGCGAAAUACAUCGAUGUGAGGCAUUCACACUGAGGCGCAAAAUAUCGCAACUAUCAAGCAAAAAACAGCAAUGAGGAAAUCGCAUCAGUGUUGGAAUAAGGUGGGUGUUUGCCGGGAAAUAGCGCCAUUUUAGCGCUAAAAAAAAGCCCGUGUGACGACGGCCAUGGUAUACAGUACUAAUCUCACCUGCAUCAUUCUGGAAUUUUGCAGAGUCAAUUUAUGGCUUGGAUUUUGGAUGUCACAAAAAUUCCAUUCUCUUCUCAUCUUUUGAAAUAGGAGUCUGGUAGCACCUCAAAGAUUAACAAAAUGUAUACCAGUGUAAGCUUUUGUGAGUCAGAGCUCACUUCCCCAGAUGCUCUGCUUUGAGGCUCACAGCGAAGCCUUAGGCAAGCAGGGAAGAAUUCAGCAAUUGGAAGUAUGCAGGGUGCUUUCCAAACACCUAUAUUCUCCCUGAUCAAACGAACAGUCCAAAGCCUACACAAACUCUAAGCUGCCACCAGCUGGUUCUUUCAGACAACAAGCAGUUUAUUAUACUUUUUCUAUAAAAGGAGAGGAAAAAAAACAUUAUCUGAGCUGCAAACCUUGUAACAGAGUUACAGUUGUAUUAAUGCAGGCAGGCAGAGUAUUAAAAGAAAGUUUUUUAAAAUGAGAAGAAUGUCAGAAUUUACAUGGUACUGAAAGUGUAUAAGAAAUUCCAAAAAGUGGCAAAGGGUAAUAAAAAUGAGGAAGAAACUUAGGACCAUUAACAGGAGGGGUUUCCAAUCUUUUUGAAUCUCUGGGCACAUGAGGAAUUCUGACACCAUGUGGUGGGCACAGCUACAAAACUGGCUGCCACAAAAUGGCUACUGCACCUUACGUUCAGUCGCACAGUGAAUAUCCUAGCGCUGUGGAAGCAGUUUCUGCCAAAGCAAUGCUUCUAGAAAUCUGCAACGCCAAUCAAAUCUCCAAUGGCCAAUCAGAAACUAGGCAAAAGCCCCACCUGACACCACCCACUUUUAAAAAACACUUGGUGGGCCCCAGUCUACAAACAUCCUAUUUCUCCAGCAAACAAAAGACCCAAAUCUAUUUAAGAUUCUAGGUGGACUGAAAAACUGAUUAGAAGGCAAGCAUAUCCUCUUAGCCAAUGGGAAAAGGAAUAAGGACAGCCAGUGACAAGACAAGUAAAAGAAUAUAAUUUAAACUGAGUGCCUUUGAAUGGCUGGAGCUGUCACUUUGAUGGAGACAAGCUUAUUGAUGCCUAAUGAUAGUCUGGCAGGAAAGUGAAGACUUUUAGUGUAUCACUUAAACUGUAAGAAGGAAUUUGGGGUUAGACACAAAGGCCAUUUCACAAUCUCAUGUUGGUAAAAAGGUUUUCUGAUCAUGGGAAGACUUUGGCAUAGACAAAAUAGAAUUAGCUCAGGCCUCUUGGCAAGAACUGUCUCUUUCAAAGGGUUGACAUACAGAAUUCCUAGGAGGAAGAUUAGAAAACAAAUUCAUAAUUAUGAUAUUUUCCAAUCAAACCUGCAGAUAAGCACGUGCAGUGCGGAGCUAAGCAUGUUUGCUCGGAAGUAAGUCACAUUGAGCUUAGUGGGUCUUACUCCCUAGUAAUUUUAAUUUGAUUUAUUCUACUUCAUUUAUCAUCCAGCUUUCUCUCUCUCAAAAUUAUAAGACAAUGUAAUAAAGACCUUAUGACAUAUAUGAUGAGCAGUGCAAUAAAACAAUAAAAUGAGGACAAUAUAAUACAUUUAUUUAACAAUACAGUAUGAAAGGGGAGGGGAAUAAAUAUCUAAUUUUUUUCACAGACAAUUAAAAGCAAACGUGCUUAAGACUGCAGCCGCAAUGUACUAAGCUUGUUUUUGUGCAGCAAAUAGAAUAUCCUAUUGUUGUAUCCUGCUAUUUCUGUAUGAUAUAAACAUUUUAUGCACUGUUGUCAGUAAAGCAACAAUAGUUACCAGGAAUAAAGACAAUUUCACAGUGCAAAUAU